AUGUCCUGGUACCGCAACGCUGUGUGGUUCGUGAAGGGGCUGCGGGAGUACACGAGGUGUGGCUAUGAGGCUGCUUCCCUGCACUUCAAUCCAGAUGAUGUGGAGGUGAACGUGGCUGGAAGGUGUUUUCUGGUCACCGGCGCAAACAGUGGCAUUGGCAAGGCCACAGCCAAAGAGAUAGCGAGGAGAGGUGGCACGGUUCAUCUGGUUUGCCGAAAUAAGGAACGGGCUGAGGUCGCCAGAGAUGAAAUAGUGACAGAAACGGGCAAUCAGAAUAUCUUCUUGCAUAUUUUGGAUAUAUCUAAUCCCAAGGAAAUCUGGAAGUUUGCUGAAAAAUUCAAAGCUGAACAUAAAUUACAUGUGUUGAUCAACAAUGCAGGAUGUAUGGUGAAUAACAGAGAAUUAACAGAAGAUGGACUUGAAAAGAACUUUGCAACAAACACUUUGGGUACCUACAUUCUGACAACUGCCCUGCUGCCCCUCCUGGAAAAAGAAGCUGAUGCCAGAGUGAUAACUGUCUCUUCUGGGGGGAUGCUAGUUCAGAAAUUAAACAUAUCUGACUUGCAGUCGGGAAAUGGGACAUUUGAUGGAACUAUGGUGUAUGCACAAAACAAGAGACAGCAAGUUGUCUUGACAGAACAAUGGGCAAAAGCUCACAGAAACAUCCAUUUCUCUGUUAUGCACCCUGGCUGGGCAGACACUCCAGCUGUGAGAUCAGCAAUGCCAGAUUUCUAUGAGAAAAUGAAGAAUUCUCUACGCACUGAGGCCCAGGGGGCUGAUACUGUUGUUUGGUUGGCAGUAUCCUCUGAAGCAACAAAGUUACCUAGUGGCUUGUUCUUCCAAGACAGGCAGCCAGUCUCUACACACUUACCCCUGGCAAGCACUCACAGUCCACCAGAAGAUGAGGAAAAGCUAAUGGAGGUUCUGGAAGAGUUCUCCCAGAAGUUUAAACCCACUUCUCCAGGAACUUAGUGUCACUGCUGACUCUGUGUAACCACAAUGUUUCUAACUGCACAGUAACAGUGCUGUAGUGUGGCUGCUGGUGAGGAGAGCUCUGUAGGAUGCCAUAGGCCUGUCAAAAAUAAAUUGUGUUCAGGUGUCCUCAUCAUGGGGGAGAAUGAUGCCUGCAACCAUUUUUUUUUUUUCUGCUGCUGAGUCUCUCCCAUUGUAAAUAUGCACCAGCUGUCUCAAGACAGUAAGGCUGUAUUCUCUGAUUGGAAGAAAAAUUGGAAAUUAAAAUAAGAACCAAAGCUUUGUGAAGUUAACAUCUUUUAAAA
Molecule: messenger RNA, 1277 nt
Organism: Calypte anna (Anna's hummingbird)
Lineage: Eukaryota; Metazoa; Chordata; Aves; Apodiformes; Trochilidae
Gene: DHRS12
Product: dehydrogenase/reductase 12
Exons: 10
Coding region: 1-972 (323 amino acids)
Source: RefSeq, a predicted model, not a curated record